Labeo rohita (rohu) is the source of this 4890-nucleotide messenger RNA. Its product is annotated as scavenger receptor cysteine-rich type 1 protein M130-like. The annotation marks the transcript as partial. The transcript is spliced from 29 exons. Gene Ontology annotation, cellular component: membrane. The record is from RefSeq and is a predicted model, not a curated record. NCBI's taxonomy places the organism in Eukaryota, Metazoa, Chordata, Actinopteri, Cypriniformes, Cyprinidae.
UUGUGUGUAGAGAGCUGGACUGUGGGGCUCCUGUACAGGUGCUGGGAGCAGCUGCUUUUGGCAAAGGGAAAGGCCGUGUUUGGUCAGAGGAGAUUCAGUGCAGAGGAAAUGAAUCUCAAAUAGACAUCUGUCCACGAUUAACUUCACAGAUGCACAGCUGUUCCCAUAACAAUGAUGUGGGAGUGAUGUGUUCUGGUUACACUGAUCUCAGACUGGUAAAUGGUUCAGACUCUUGUUCUGGAAGAGUGGAGCUUCAGUAUCUUGGUAAAUGGGGCACAGUGUGUGAUGCAUGCUGGGAUAUGAGAGCUGCCAGUGUCCUCUGUAGACAGCUGAAUUGUGGGAUUGCUGUGUCUGUUGUGGGAUCAGACUGGUUUGGAGAGGGAAGUGGUGAAAUCUGGGCUGAUGUGUUUGAUUGUGACGGGAAUGAAACAAAACUCUCAGAAUGUUCCAUCUCUUCAUGGAGUCGAGCUGAAUGUUCUCAUAGACAAGAUGUUGGAGUCAUCUGCUCUGAGAGUGAAGCUCAUCUGAGGAACUGCAGCUUUUCACAAACUCUCAACUGCAGCUCCACACAACAGCUGUCAAUCACAGACUUUGGUCGUGGGUCCAUCAGGCUGGUGGGUUCUGGGGGAGACUGUGCAGGGAGGCUGGAGGUUUUUCACAGCGGCUCAUGGGGGACAGUGUGUGAUGACUCCUGGGAUAUUAAAGAUGCCCAUGUGGUGUGCAGACAGCUGCAGUGUGGAGUGGCCCUCAGUAACCAGCAGGUACCAGCCUGGUUUGGUCCUGGUUCUGGACCCAUAUGGCUGGAUGAGGUGGAGUGUGAGGGGAAUGAGACGUCCCUGUGGAGCUGCUCUUCUUCAGGCUGGGGAAAACAUGACUGUCAACACAAGGAGGAUGUAGGAGUCGUGUGCUCAGAGUUUAAAGAGAUCAGGUUAACUGAGGGCUGUGAAGGGAAUGUGGAGGUUUUCUACAAUGGAUCCUGGGGUAAUGUGUGUUACAACCAGAUGGACAGAGACACAGCGAGUCUGAUCUGUCAAGAGCUGAACUGUGGAAGAUCUGGCAGUGAACCCAUUAAUUCAGAGGGACUGAAGCCUCAUAAUUGGCUUGAUAACCUUAAAUGUCGACGACAUGAUUCCACUAUAUGGCAGUGUCCAUCUUCACCCUGGGGACAGAAUGACUGUGAUAAUGAAGCUGCCAAAAUCACCUGCUCAGAAACAGUGUUCAAACUGAGUGGAGGGGAGGGCCGGUGCUCUGGGAGGCUGGAGGUGUAUCAUAACGCUGUGUGGGGCUCAGUCUGUGAUGAUCAGUGGGACAUCAGCGAUGCUCAGGUGGUCUGCAGGCAGCUGGGUUGUGGAGCAGCACUGAGGGCUGAUGGGAAUUCAGUCUUUGGUGCUGGUGAAGGUGUUGUGUGGAUGAACAAAGUCGAGUGCAGAGGGAAUGAGAUUCACCUGUGGGACUGUCCUCUCUCCCUGAAAAACCACACUGACUGCUCCCACAAAGAGCACGCUGGACUCACCUGUGCAGAUUUGCAAGAUUUGUCCGUGUCCAUUACUCCUGCCACAACAACAUCAGCUUCUCCCACAGUUUCUCCUCCAGUGCGCUUAACAUCAGUUACUCCUCCACAAACUCCUCCAACAGUGUCUCCUCAGUCCCUCCUCCCCCCAGUGCUUGUGAUUGUACUGGUAGUUGUGCUCUUACUGCUCUUAGUGCCACUGCUUAUACUGAUUCAGCAGAACAGAGUGAUGAGGAGAGCUCUCUCUAAGAGGAGACACAGGAUGACGUCUGAGGCCGUUUAUGAGGAGAUUCAGCACAGACACAAUCACUUCACUCAGAGGGGGAGUCUCAUCUCUGAAGAACUGCAUUCUGGGUAUGAAGAUGCUGAUGAGCUUCUCUCAGAAGAGUUCAAGACUGCAUAUUAUGAUGAUGUCACCAAUGGCAGUGGCCUAAAAGAAGAGAUGGUGAAGGAAAUCACACCGGGAUACUAUGAUGAUGUCAUCACUGAUGGACUGAAACCAGAUCGUGAGACAGAAGACACACCUGAGAGCUAUGAUGAUGUCAUGACGAGCGGACAGAACUCUGAUAUCAAAAAAGUGAACACACCAGAGAAUUAUGAUGAUGUCAUCAUUAAUAGACCGAGCUCUCAAGGUGUAACAGAGGGAGUUCAGGAGGAGUAUGAUGAUGUGACGAGUGUCAGUGAAGAUGUGAGAAACCUGUUGGAUUAUGAUGAUGUGGAGGAGGAGUCAAACAAAGAAUUUGGCUCAGUGAUCACACCCACUGCCUCAUUUCAACGGAGUCUCAUCUCUGAAGAACUGCAUUCUGGGUAUGAAGAUGCUGAUGAGCUUCUCUCAGCAGAAGAGUUCAAGACUGCAUAUUAUGAUGAUGUCACCAAUGGCAGUGGCCUAAAUGAAGAGUUGGUGAAGGAAAUCACACCGGGAUACUAUGAUGAUGUCAUCACUGAUGGACUGAAACCAGAUCAAGACACACCUGAGAGCUAUGAUGAUGUGAUGACGAGCGGACAGAACUCUGAUAUCAAAAAAGACCGCGUGAAUGUGAGGUUGGUUGGUGGUCACAGUCGCUGUGCUGGUAGAGUGGAGGUUCUUCAUAGAGGUCAGUGGGGAACAGUGUGUGAUGUUGCCUGGGAUUUGAUUGAUGCUGCAGUGGUGUGUAGAGAACUGGACUGUGGAGAACCUGUAGAUGUCUGGGGUGAUGCACACUUUGGACAAGGAUCAGGACCAGUCUGGAUGUAUUUUGUCAGAUGUGUUGGUUCGGAAUCCACACUGAAGGACUGUGGAUCAUCAGGAUGGGGCAAAAGUUACUGUGAUCAUUCUAAAGAUGCUGGAGUCAUCUGCUCAGAAGUAAUACAUGUGCGGUUGGUCAAUGGUAACAAUCGCUGCAGUGGGACAGUGGAGGUUCUUCAUAGAGGUCAGUGGGGAACAGUGUGUUUUGAUGGUUGGGAUUUGGCUGAUGCUGCAGUGGUGUGUAGAGAACUGGACUGUGGAGAACCUGUAGAUGCUCUGGGUGAUGCUCAGGCACCAAGCUGGUUGGAGGUUCUCGCUGCUCUGGGAGACCAUGUGAAUGUGAGGUCGGUCGGUGGCAAAAGUCGCUGUGCUGGUAGAGUGGAGGUUCUUCACAGAGGUCAGUGGGGAACAGUGUGUGAACUUGGAUGGGAUAUGACUGAAGCUGCAGUGGUGUGUAGAGAACUGGACUGUGGAGAACCUGUAGAUGCUGUGGGUGGUGAUCAUUUUGGAUCAGGAUCAGGACCAAUCUGGACAAAUCGUAUGACAUGUACUGGAUCAGAGACUACAUUGAAGAACUGUGGAUCAGUUCAGUUGUAUGAUUAUAACUGUAAUCAUGAUGCAGAUGCUGGAGUCAUCUGCUCAGGUGUCAGGCUGGUUGGAGGUUCUCGCUGCUCUGGGAGGUUAGAGAUACUUCAUGAUCAGACGUGGAUGUCAGUGUGUGACGCUGCCUUUGACCAGCAGGAUGCAGAGGUUGUGUGUAGAGAGCUGGACUGUGGGGCUCCUGUACAGGUGCUGGGAGCAGCUGCUUUUGGCAAAGGAGACACUCAGAUGUGGACACAAGAGAUUCAGUGCAGAGGAAAUGAAUCUCAGAUUCACCUCUGUUCAACAUCAUCACACAAACACAACUGCUCCCAUGAUAAUCAACAGGCACUUCUGUGUGCUGAUGGAAUGAAUGUGAGACUAGUAAAUGGUAACAGUCGCUGUGCUGGUAGAGUGGAGGUUCAUCAUAGAGGUCAGUGGGGAACAGUGUGUGAUAAUAGUUGGGAUUUUCCUGAUGCUGCAGUGGUGUGUAGAGAACUGGACUGUGGAGAACCUGUAGAUGCUCUGGGUGGUGCUCACUUUGGACAAGGAUCAGGACCAAUCUGGAUGGCUGUUUUAUUAUGUACAGGGUCAGAGUCCACACUAAAGAACUGUGGAUCAGGAGGGUGGAAUAAACAUAGCUGCUCUCAUAGUAAUGAUGCUGGAGUCAUCUGCUCAGGUCAUAAACGCUCCAGACUUGCUGAUGGGUCUCAUCUUUGCUCUGGGAGGUUGAAGAUACUUCAUGAACAGACGUGGAUGUCAGUGUGUGACGCUGCUUUUGACCAGCAGGAUGCAGAGGUUGUGUGUAGAGAGCUGGACUGUGGGGCUCCUGUACAGGUGCUGGGAGCAGCUGCUUUUGACAAAGGAGACGCUCAGAUGUGGACACAAGAGAUUCAGUGUAGAGGAAAUGAAUCUCAGAUUUCAUUCUGUUCAAUAUCAUCAUCAAACAAACACAACUGCACCAAUGACAACAUUGUGGGACUGAUCUGCUCUGGUUACACUGCUCUUAGACUAAUAAAUGGCUCAGACUCGUGUUCUGGAAGAGUGGAGCUUCAGUUCCUCAGUAAAUGGGGCACAGUGUGUGAUGCAUCCUGGGAUAUGAGAGCUGCCAGUGUCCUCUGUAAACAGCUGAAUUGUGGGAUUGCUGUGUCUGUUGUGGGAUCAGACUGGUUUGGAGAGGGAAUUGGUGAAAUCUGGGCUGAUGUGUUUGAUUGUGAGGGGAAUGAAACAAAACUCUCAGAAUGUUCCAUCUCUUCAUGGAGUCGAGCUGAAUGUUCUCAUAGACGAGAUGUUGGAGUCAUCUGCUCUAGAUCCUCUCUGGCUCUUCAUGAUGGUCUGGUGCGGUUGUCUGGAGAGAGACAGUGUCAGGGGGAGGUGGAAGUUUUCAUCCAUCAGGUCUGGAGGAGAGUUCUGCUGGACUCCUGGAGUCUCACUGAAUCCUCUGUGGUCUGCAGACAGCUGGGCUGUGGCUCUGUGCUGAACUUCUACGGCUCCUCUUCAUCCAGUCCUGAACACAGUCAUGAGUGUGUGACGGGCUUCCAGUGCUCUGGGAGUGAAGCUCAUCUGGGGAACUGCA